GAGUUGGGCUAGUGAUUUAGGGUCCUGAUGUGCUGGAAGCACUAGACGCCAUAUUGUGGCUGAACGUAACGGGCAAGAAGGGGUGUAGACCUGGAUGAGGGGUUCCAGGUAAACAGGAGCAGUGGUUACAGCACUCUAAGCAGUGAUAAAAGUUUUGAAUUUAAUGCAAGCUGCGAAUGGAGGCCAGUGAAGGGAGGAGUGACAUGAGCUGUUUUUGGCUGGUUGAAGACCAGACGUGCUGCUGCAUUCUGGGUAAUUUGCAGGAAUUUAACUGUGCAUAGAGGAAGGCCUGCCAGUAAGGAGUUGCAGUGGUCUGUAGUUGCAAGCUAACAGUGUUAAAGUGCCAUGACACUGCAAUGACUUGCUCAAAGGUCCUCCUGAGGACACUGUGGUCUUACGUCUCAGUUCUUCUGAGUGUCCUUCAUUUCAGCUCUUCAGAAAUGUAUUUGUAUUCCUCCAUUAUUGACAGUAACACAAAAAAGUGUGACACAUUAUACGCAUCUACUUCUCAUUUUCCUUGGAGCUUGGAACCACAUUGAACCACAUAGUUCUACUGUGAAAAUACCAGGAUAGAAAAGAUUAGAGGAGUCGGACAUUUCAGAGCCCCAGAUACCAGAUGUCAGUACCUGCUGCCUGAACACUUCCAGAGCCAUGUAACCAAAGUUAUAAACAGAGUAACAGGAAACCUCAUUGAUCUAAGCUUUUCAGUGAUGAUGUUGAAUUUGUUUUUCAGUUAAAUUAGUUUCUAAUUAUGGUCUUCAUUAUGUAUCAAUAACACUGUUUCUCUUUUUUUAUUCUAGGCAGAAAGCAGCAUGACUGAUGUAACAAUGUCAGUAAUCAAGUAUUGUGAAAAGUUCAACAAUCUGAAGACAGUGAACAAGUUUGUGCAGGUGACAGAAACCUCCCACUGUGCAUCUGAAAAAAUGGGUGUCAUACAAAAAAAGUCAAGGCAGUCUGGAAAGAUUUCCCCUGGGUUUCUGACACCGAGGAGGAAUUCAGCCGGACAAGAUUCAGCACAUCACCCCAGAGAAAGAGAGAGAUAUGUGAGAGGAGGGGCAGACGGAAGAGAAGGGGAGGUAUGAGAAGUGUAGGCUAGGUAUGAAAGAGGAGGAGGAGGAGGAGGAGGAGACAGGGCAUUUCUUGCAUGUAGAGACUGGCAACAGCUGAAGUGCUCUGAUGGCUCAGAAACACUCAAACUCACUGAUACUGAAGAAUUAUAAUGAUCAUCUGAUGCUAUUUAUGUUUUCAUUUUGCCCUGACUUAUGAUGUAUCUUUUAAUCUUCGUGUAGUUAUCAUUGACAGACUAGUGAUUUUUAAAGGUGGAUAUCAUUGAUUAUUUAAUGUCAUGGAUUUAGAACUAUAAAAUACUUUAAUCCUGUCUAAUGCUAGCCCCGUGGACUGUUGUUCAGUGGGAGUCUGUGGUUAAAUGUUGAGAAGAACCACUGAUGAUGAUAUGGGAAAAAAAUGCUAGUAGCUUAUCAUGCUAAAUUUAAAACUUAAAUCUGAUUUUCAGUGAUGUGGGCAGCUUAUAGUUAAACUGUGUCAGAGAUCUAACCCCUGCAGCUUGUAUUUCUGUCACUUUUAGAGACAGUCAGUGUCUCCAAACUGUAGAAUUUUAUACACACUGAGUGACACUAUGAAAAAUGGCCUUUUGGCUAGCUUUGGUAUCAGUGUAUGAACUGUUAGAUUGUUGUUUUUUGAGUUUGGUCCUCUGAGUAACACUCGGCUCUUUCAACCAAAUCUCAGUGUCUUCUUUGCAUUGUAGCCUAGUAUUAGCAUGUUAGCUUACCUUGUAGAGGACAGUCCUAUUUUGCAUUUAUUUUCUGUGUGUUAAAUGGUUAGAGGAUGAACAGUGUUCCCUAUUAAAAGCAGUCUGCCAGGAUGUUUGUCGGCUGUUUGUGUGUCUGCCUGGCUUGCUGGCGUAGCUGUCCGGACAUAACCGCUGCUGCUGAUGGGAGGAGGACGGAGGAGGGUUGGUUUGGGAAAGGAUGGCGCGGAGGGGCGGGGUGCUGCUUCUUACCGGGCGGUGUCAAUUGAAGAAAACGGGACAGAGGAGCAGUGAGAGGCCGAUACAGGGAUUCACUUCCCCGGAUGAUUUUACUUGAGAGCACCAGCCGCCUUCAGGUAAGAGGGAGUGUGUAUGGGGCGUUUUCUCCUGACUCCGGAGAGGAAGAGUGGGUUUGGAGUGGAUGAAGAGCCCAGGACAGGCUUUAGGACUCACUGCGGCACAUCUGCUGCUCUUACACUCACUAAAUAAGAGCUACAUUUACAGCAGUCUGUUUGGGGCAAGUUCGGAGAUUUAGGUCAAAAAUAUAUAAACUAUAUCUUAAAAUGUGCAGUACUCAUGCAUUAUGUAUCAUAAAGCAAUCGCCCGGAGCUGGAUUAAAUAUUGCGAGUACAGUUUUUAGUGCAUGUUUGUACCAUUUCAUAUUUAUUAUGCAGUUUCUUCAAAUGGAUAAUUUCCCCCGAGUAUCCCUUAUUUUCUUCCUCGGGUAUUGAAAGGUGUAUUAUUGUUUCCAGAAGCGUCCUGCUGAAGGUUUUGUCCUCAGUAGGUGUUGACUGUGGUGCAGACAGUGCUGUAGCCAUGUGUUCAGAUGGACGGUGACAGAAAGUGCCCCGUCACUUUAAGGAGAUGUGGGUGCGUUUGUGUGUCCACUAAGUCUAUUGUAGGUUAUGUGCCCACUCCUUCAGGCUUUAUGGGUGGAACUGCAUGACUGAAUCCUCACAAACUGAGUCUAGAGGACAAAAGGCAUCCAGACAAUGUCAGUGUCAUUGAGUCGAUAUUAGAUCAUCCAGCAGUGACUGCAUUUGAUUCAUCGAUUAGUUGAUUGUUUUAAUUGGAAGGCAGAUCAGCAUGAGACAGAUUUAGAACUGAUAAUAGAGUUUCCUGCUAUUUUCCAAAAUUAAAGAUUUGAUUAAUACAACGUAGUUUAUCAUAAUUUUAUUUGCCCUUUAGUUCAGACCGUUAAAUUUCUGUGCAACUUAAUAGUUAUUGUGAUGGCCCAAGAGAUUUUCAGUCUUCCUGGACUGUAAGAAAUAUGGACUGAAAAACAAAGUCGGCAGGAAGCACUCCAAAUAAAAGUCUGUUUUCCUUUAGUGACACCUGGUGGCACUAAAUGUUCCUUUUUCGCUGCAAGAACACAGUUACGACUGGAACACACCCUCAUGUUGUAGGAGAUCAUGGACAAAAUCUUGAGUUUGGUGCUUUUCUUGAAUACAGGGAAUCCUUGUAAAAUGCUGCACAUUAUCAUCUCCUGUAUGGUAAAUCAGCAUUCAGUUGCUCUGCAGUCUUCAGAUGUACAAAGUCUGUAAUCAGGAGAAGGGACAUGCUUUUCAUGUGUAUGUGUAUGUAAAUGUCUCUUCUGCAAUAUAAAUAUCCAUUUAUUAAAUAGGCAACAUAUAUUUGGUAAUAAUGGAAUAAAGGGUAGGUGAGAGUGGUUAGCAUUGCACCGCUGACUGCUCAAUCUGUUUUUCAUUGUGCUUAGGUACACUUUUUAUAUGUUUAGUUAUCCCAUGAUCUCUGCCUGUAUCUUUUUUUUGCUGGUCAACCAUGCAACCACUAUGUUUGCAUAUUGUAACCAAAGCUUGUCCUGUUUGUUUAUAUGCCAAUGUUGUAAUAUGAUCGUGGUACACUUGAGAGAUUUUGGGAUUCAGACACUCAGAGUUUUAUAGCGGUUUAAUAAUCAGAAAGCAUCUCAAACCUCCUUAAGUUAGAUCUGAUUUGAAGAGAAGUUGAAUCUUCCUUUUAAAUCAGGUCUUUCCAUAGAUGGCUGAUACUAGAGGAGGAUUUUGAUUCUCUGUUCAACAGCUGAGAGAAGAUUUGUAAAAGCAUUAAACUGAGUAGUUUUUAUUUGUCUGAAUGGCUUCAGCUUCCUCAGCUGGGAUUGGUUAUCCGUUGGUAAAGGGCUGACGAAUUAUAAAAUCAUAAACUGCAUCAUUCAGUAUCUCUAAUCAACAUAACAUGGGCAUUACAUUAUUUCUUUGAUUAUUUUUUAUUUUGUUGAAAUUCUGUGAAUACUUUCCCCCUAAAAAGAAGUUACAUGCUGUUUCAUCUAAUCCAUGACAUGGAAGCAACAUGGAGGAGAACUCAAAUACCGACCUAGCAGCUCAAAUAUUGAUGACAAACACUGUUCCUCUUGACUGGACAUAUUUUGACUUUAGUGAUGCCAACACAGAACAAAAAGAAGUGAAAGUUAAACACUGUCAAAAGAAGUUUCAAGGACCAAAAGUAGUAACACCGAUCUGUUUCAUCUCUUUCAGUCCAAUCAUGUUACUCAGUAUGUAGCAUAAAAAGAGAGAUAGAUUGCCCAGCAAUGAGUGCCCCCACAAAGUAGCUGUCAACAACAGGUACAUUUAUAAAUGUUACACUAAGUAAUAAAUGAUUUAGUUUAAUUAUGUAAAAUUCACAGACUAAGAAAUGCAAUAUUUUAUUACAAAAAACGGUAAUUGUUAAAUAUAUUUAUGCUACAAACCCUCCUAAUGAGCCAUGAGGGCAAAAGAAACAAAUAUAAAAAAAACAAAUAACUGUUUAUCAUGAAAAUGUUGACCUAAUCGUGACAUAGAUCUGUGGCCAUAUCACCCUGCACUAGGUUGGUGUAAAACAUCAAGUGGGCAUAAAACAUUAAGGGUCACAGAAGGCUCCCUCUGUGACUGAGUAUAGGCUGAUCUCUGGUAGUGUGUAUCUAGGCCAGUGUUUUCUAUACCAUUAUCUGCUGUGAUACAUUAAGCUGUCUGGCUUGAUUUUUGGCUUUUGCCUCUAAAAGCAUCAUCCUCGCCUCACAUCUAAGAGGAUUUGUCUGUUAUUAAAAAGAUGCUCAGACAGAUAAAUACCACUGCUUUGUUUUAUCUCUGUAUUUAGCUGGACCAAACAUCCUUUUUGGCCAAAUAAUAAACUAUUUUUAGAUACAGCCUGUCUUAAUUGAACUCUAGAUGACUUGAAAAAUGAGCCGAGCUGGUUACAGACAGAGGAGAUGGAUGGAGUGAUUACUUCAGCAGAAAAGUAAUGGAUUGUUAACAGUGAUGUCUUCAGACGCCAGCAGGUCCAGUCCCAAAAUAAUAAAAGUCAGAUCAUGCAUUUAAAGUCUUAUCUUGGUCUUUGCUGUAUUUAUGGCUAUAGAUCGUGUUAAAAUACUUUUCUCAGUCUUAUUGUUAUAGUGUUCACAGUAUCAGUAAAUACAUAGACUUGACAAAAGCUUUAAAACCUUGUAAACCGCUUUUACAUUGUUACAGUGUCAUUUAGCAGACACUUUUAUCCAAAGUGACAUAUAUUUGAGAACAAAAACAAUGCAAGCAAAGAUCUAGACAAAAGGAAAAAAGAUCAGUAAACGCAACAAGUAUUCAAGUCUAUUUGGACGCAAGUAAUGCCAAGCAGUGUAUAAGGUAAUAUUUAUGGGACUACUUAAAAGCAGGCACUUACGUAAAUCUAUAAAUAUCUAUGUGAUGGUUUCUAGGUUAAUAUAUGACUAAAUGGCCCUUUGUGUGAUAGAUCAAGCUACUGUUUUCAGGGCUGAGUCAUCUGAACUAGUUUAAAAGCUGUGGUACAUCUCCAGACUGACCCAAACAUCAACAAUCAAUACAAUAUGCUUUACCAAUGAAUCUUGUGGAUCAGGUGUAGAGAGCUGAAAGCAGUCCCGUCUAACAGAUAGAAAUCUGGUGAACCUUAAGUGCUCAGAUUAUGAGUAUGAAUCAAUAUAUCAAUAGCUUCUCUGUUGUAAUGUUCAAGGAAAAGGCCCAGAUGAUCUAUUGUGAGGCUUGACUUUGAAAAGAAGAGAUAAUGUAUUAUAAGAAUAAUAAGAAGAAGAACUUUAUUUAUCUCUGAAGGGAAAUUCAAUUGUCUGUUGUCUCACAUAAUCUGUCUGUAAAAGUUAUCUACUAUUUACACAAGAGUUAUAAAGUCUGAUGGUCUGAUAAUCCCUGAAAAAGUAAAACACUCUCUUUCCUAGUUCAACACAGGGACUUUGAUGCUCCUGGUCUGAAUAGCAACUCAUGGUGGCUGAUUUGAGCUCAAACUACAAGCUGUUUUGCAUUAAUAUUUCUCAAAUAAUGACCUGCUAAAUCCAACCCUGGUAUUCUGUGGACAAAAGAAUCAAGGCACUUCUGGUCUUUGUAUUAUUCAUAUCCAGGUGCUCUUUGGAUACCUCAGGCUUGUUGUAGAGGGAUGGCUGCAUGAGUAAAAGGUAAACAGUCAAGAAAUACAGCUAGAGCUCUCAAGUACACGAGUACAUACACAAGUCGUUUGAAUGUACAGUCCAAAUAUAUGACAAAAAAAACAUGGAUCAGCAAACAAGUUGCAUCCCACUCAGAUCUUCAUUAUAAGAGAAGAAGAACUUUAUUUGAUCCCUGAAGGGAAAUUCAAUUUCAGAGCCACUUGUGAUGCCUGUUCUAAAAUGAGAUACAUGAAUCAAGUCUUUCUGGUUUAACUUCACACAAAUGACGUAAUAACAUGUGAUAUGUGUGUCUAAAUGAGCAUUUCCCCUGUGUUUUUGUUGUUUUGUGUAGUUUUCAGAAUGUCGUCAAGCAUCAGCGCUGAAGAGAUGGAGGAGAUCAGGGAGGGGUUCCAGAAAGUGGGUGAGUAAAAAUUGGCAGAGACUGCUGACACCCUGCAGACAAUGAUGAAUGAACAUCAUGUGUGAAGUGUGGCGAGGCAGCUGACCAACACAUGGUCCUAUAGAUAGAAACUGCUUCAGUGUGUAUGUGUGCAUGCUCCAGCUGAAAACCAGAUGCUUCUCUUGACGUUUAUUAACAGAAACCUUUCAACCUUUGAUAUUUCCAUCACGGCUUCAAUCAGUGUUGUAAUUUACACUUUAUGGCGGCUCUCUCACUGAGUGUAAGAUGAGCAGAUGGAUGACUGAUGUUUGAAAUAAGGAUAAGAAUACCUUUAUUAUCUGUGGUAUGAUCUGAAUGAUCAUUUCGAUCUAAUCGUACAAUCGUAUGAUCUGUCGUAGAUGGUAGUUUAGGCAAGACACAAAAGUCAAGCUCAGUCUAGGGUACAUCAGCAGAUCCUGACUCCAACCCUUACAGCUGGAAGCUCAGCUGAUAACCUUCCUCUCAUCUGAUUGGUAAAUGUCAGAAAGUUUGGCUUUUCUUGCUGCUUCUUCCACAACCACUUCGUAACCACUUUGUAACCUAGCUGCUUCCCUGAUGCUGUGUCUGUUGGAUUGUCACUGGUGUCAGCUCUUUUCUGUUUUGGGUCUUCGCUGCUCUCUCUCUCUGCCUCGUUCAUGCACAUAAAAGCGAGGGGAGGUGUGCUCUCCCUGCUGCAGGCUUUGGUACUCUACGUAAACAUGUGGAAGGACAGGGAGCUCUCUUGACCUCAGGAACAAGCCCAAGCUGACUGUGUAUCUGUUUACAUGAUCUUAUAGUUUAUAAACUGACUUUGAAGUGUCAAAUCUGUGACGAGAAUGAAUAACUUUCUCUAAGGAUAGUUACCCCCAUAGACUGUAUUUACUAUGGACAACUUGGCCACCUAUUGUGCAGCAGCAUUGCACGCAUUCGGCGGGAGAGUUGCUUUGAUGAUGCUCAGUUCAAACAGCGUAUCCCCCCGGGUGAGCUCUGCAAUCUUCGUAUGUCUUUAGGCUGAAUCAAGUGUCAAUCAUAGAAAACAUGAAACUCCUAAUAACUUUUAAAAAUUGAGCUGUACAGAAAAAAGAGGACUUGAGCACAAACCAGCCUUACAAUAACUACGUCAACUUCGCAACCAGGGGGGAGAAAAAAUUAUAUUCGGUGUAAUUAACUUCUUAAGUGUGUCCACAGCUCCAUAGGGAUUGCCAGCGGGAUUUAUGACCUAUACUGUAGCCCAUCACCAGAGGGUGCUAUUCUCACGAUGGCUUCACCCAGCAAGGAGGCAGACGGCGUCCAUUCUAUACAUAGUCUAUGGUUAUCCUCAUAAUCUCAACAUCCAUGAGCGCAUAAGUUUGACAAGAACAGAGGCCUAAAUUCACCAAGUGCCACCACACCCAGUGUUAAUGAGAGCAAGGAUAAGAGUCUUAAGAUCACUAUGACUGAAUCUGGAGGUGUGUUACAACUAGAAUUUUAAAGAUUAAUCAUAACUUACGUUGCCACUCUCCUGCCUCUCCUCCCCCCUUCCUCUUGCAUUUACAACUCUUCUCUAGAUGUGGAUGAAAGUGGAUACAUCUCUGCCUGUGAAAUUGGAAAUCUGUUGUCCGAGGUCGGACAUCCUAUGCCUGGAUACCAGAUCAGGGAACUCCUAAACAGGCUGGACAAAGACAAAGACAGCAAGCUCGACCUUGAAGAGUUUUCAGCUGUAAGUAACGCUAACUUACAUCCCAGAUUCACAACUGAAAUGACAGCAUGUGCACAGGUAGUACUACGGACUAAAGAUUUACUAUAUGAGGUCAAAACUCGCUGACUGACCCAAAGUCAGAGACCGUUUAGCUGGUUGACUUGUGGGCUGUUAGGAUAGGAAAAAAAGAUUAAAUAUUAUCUAUUGAUUUUUUUUUUAGUUUGAAACUCACACAUGUGAUAAAAGGACAAGCUGAUUGAUUUGAAAACCUUUAACUGAACUAAGUUUCUGAGUCAUGUGUCCUUGUUUGGGCUGCAAGAUUUACAAGGAAUUGAAGGAUGACCAGCUGGCCCAAGGUUUCAAGAAAGCUCUCAACAAGAAAGAAGGCAUUUUAGCUCUCGGGGGCACCAGUGAGAUCUCCAGUGAAGGAACUCAACAUUCAAUCUCAGGUCUGUGAAGCUCCUCUGACACAAAUACCUAAAACAUGACACACAGACAAUGUCAGACAUUGACAGAAAGGCUGUGAUACUCUCCUAAACUGUAUUUCAGAACAGGAGCGCUUUGCCUUUGCAAACUACAUCAACUCGUCUUUGGAGAAGGAUCCAGACUGUGCGGAGCUCCUGCCCAUCGACCCCAGUACUGAUGCUUUGUUUAAAGCAGUGCAGAAUGGCAUAUUGCUCUGGUAAAUGAUUGUGAGAUGAAUCUGACUGAACUCGUUUAGAUCAAAUGUUCUCCGACAUGCUGAUCUCUCAUGCUUUAGUUACCUCUGUGCAUCUCUCAACAGCUACAUGUUAGGACCAACCUCCAUGUUUUUUUAUCAGCUCCUCUGCUUUGAGUCUUUGUGUCACUUUAGUGUGUUCAUGUUUGGGUGGUUUGUGUUUUUGCAGUAAACUUAUCAAUCUCUCUGUACCUGACACUAUCGACGAGAGAACCAUCAACAAAAAGAAACUCACACCUUUCACUACUCAGGUGAGUAGGCAAUCCUUACAUUCAUAGAUAGCUGUUAGUAAGCUGCUGUAAAUAGUUCACCAUGUCCUAAUGGAGGGAUUACAUGAGUGGGUCUAAUAGAGCACAGCAGAGAAGCUGAGGUACUCUAAGAAGUAAAGAUUGGGAUUGAGAUUGUCAAUUUAAAAAUCAUGGAAAUCUUGACUCAACCUUCAUUAGGGAUUUCUUCUGAAAUUCAGUAGCUGAUGUGUGUUUUUAUCUCAACAACCUCAACAGGAGAACCUGAACUUGGCUCUGAAUUCAGCCUCAGCCAUCGGUUGCCAAGUCGUCAAUAUUGGAGCUCAAGACCUGAAGGAAGGAAAACCUCACUUGGUGCUCGGUCUCCUGUGGCAGAUUAUCAAGAUUGGACUGUUUGCUGAGAUUGAGCUGAGCCGUAAUGAAGGUAUUAACAAAGAGACCUAGAGGUCAGAGGUCAGUCUUAUCUACUGAUACAUAACUAAAUAAAAAAUCUGCACAUGGUGACAGAGCAGUCAGAUUUAACCACAGCAGCACAGAGGAGAGGUGGAGUAGUUAGCUGUAUUCCUGCACCUACACUUUUAGAAAAUCUCUGUCUUUCAAACAGGUUUGCACAUAUUUAUUUAUUCACUGUUAAGCUCUCACAAAUGAGAUCUCUGCUUGUGUUUGUGUGUUCAGCGAUAGCAGCGUUAUUAGAGGAGGGGGAGUCUCUGGAAGAGCUGAUGAAACUCACCCCUGAGGAGCUGCUACUGCGCUGGGCAAACUUCCAUCUGAAGAAAGUUGGCAUGUCCAUAUCCAACUUUUCCGGAGACAUUAAGGUAAGAAAAUGUCCGUGUGAUGCCUGAACCUCUUGGUAGAUAACCACUGACAAAAAAAAAGGAUUUUAAACACCUGCACCAGUCUUUGUAUCAUUAUUCUAUAUGAUUGUGUUGUUGUGUUUGAUUGCCCUGGGUGGACACAACAUUCUCACACUGAUGGCUAUGGAGUCUAUCAGUGUUUGACUAAUCAAUAAAUCAGUCAAUCAAAAUUUUUUUAUAUAGUGCCAAGUCACAACAGUUUUCAUCCCAAGACGCUUUCCAAAGAAAAAGAGCAGGUCCAGACCACGCUCAUUGUUUGAUGAAUUAUCAAGACCCAAACCUUAAGAUGGGACAUCUAACAUGAGUGACAGUGGCAAGGAAAAUCUUCCUUUAACAGGCAGAAACCUUGGGAACCACCAGACUCAUGCCAGACAGCCACCAAGCCACUGCUGAUUUGGGUAGAAAUACAGAGAGAUAGGGAGGGACAGAGAGAGAGAGGAGUAGGAGAGAGGGCAGGGGGAGAGAAAGAGAACAAGAACGAGGGAAGGAGAGAGAGAAUGAGCAAGGGAGAGGGAGGGAGAGGGUGAGAGAGAGAGACAGGGAACAGCAGCAAUCCAAUUCACACACCUGGGCGCAGCCAGCAGGGGCGGGUGGGGUCAAGUGUCUUGCCCAAGGACUCUUUAGCAUGUGGACAGCAGGUCAAAGCCAAUCUAUGAGAGGAUGAACCUGACACUUCCUACACAUCAGUGUUGUUGUGUGUUCUUUUUUGUAGGACUCAAAGGCGUACUUCCACCUGCUGGAACAGAUCGCACCAGACGGCAGCAAAGAGGACGCUCCUCGGGUCGAGAUUGACAUGACUGGUGUCUAUGUACGUCGACUAAGAAAUAAUCAGGACUACAGUGUGCAGCUUUUUAUUUCAGUGCAGUUUAUUCUGAUAAAUCAUUUUGUCUUUUAAUCUUUAUUUUUUUCUAUUAAAAUAAAACAGUCUUUGUUAUAUCUUAACAUCACUGUAAAGAGUUUUAAACAGAUUAUACUUGAUCCUUAAGCCUCUAAAUGAUCUGCAAAAGCAAACAAGACCAUCAGCAACAGGAUAGUCUGUUUCUAAAUGAUAAGUUUUGAUGCCUGAAAUCCCUGUUGUUGGGUAGGCAUUUGAUCUGAUGAUAGAAAGCUCGCUUUCUUUUCAUUUUAAAGAGCAAAGAUUCAAAUGAGUUACACAUUUGACUUUUAAAAGAAAAAGCUACCUUGGAUUUGUAGAGAGGCAUUCAGAGCCUCUGAAUCUGGAGUCACACAAGUUUUGAAUGCAACAUAGUGUAAGUUACAGGGCUGGUUUCCUCAUCCUGGUACAAACCUGUUAUUUUCUGUCCUUUCUUGCCUCUAGGAGAAGGAUCUCACCAAGAGAGCAGAGUGCAUGCUCAAACAGGCUGACCGCCUUGGCUGCCGUCAGUUCGUAACAGCGACCGAUGUGGUGUGUGGAAACUCCAAGCUCAACAUGGCCUUUGUAGCCACUCUCUUCAACAAACACCCAGCCCUCGAGAAACCAGAGAACCAAGACUGGAACCUGGAAUGUGAGCAUGGAAGGAUAACUCCUCUGUUAGAGGCUCUUAAACUACAUCUCCACCUGUCUCCUCAUGCUUUUCUUAUCAGCCUGUUAACACACUGUCACUGUCUCUUACUCUGAAGCUGAAACCAGGGAGGAGAGGACCUUUAGGAACUGGAUGAACUCUCUUGGAGUGAGUCCAUUUGUUCACCAUAUCUACGGGUCAGUAUCUCUCAAUAAGUCGUCUUUUUAAACUCAUGCAUGAUUCUCUGUUUGAAUGCAUGAGUGUUUGUGUGUGUAUGUGUGUGUUUUUACAGUGACCUGAUGGAUGCCAUGGUUAUUCUGCAGCUUUAUGAAAGGAUUAAGGUGCCUGUGGACUGGGAUGACAGAGUGAAUCACCCUCCAUUCAAGCCCAUAGUAGGACAUUUGAAAAAGGUAAAAUAAAAUGAAAACCGGAUUUUUCAAGGGUUGUCCUCCUCUGCUUCUGACAUGUUCUUCUCUCAUAAGUGGAUAUGGAAUUAAAAGAAAACAUCAUAAAGUACCUGUAAGUUAUUUUUUAUUUUAUUUAACCUUUAUUUAACCAGGCUAGUCUCAAUGAGAUAAAAAGGAACAUUUUAGAUACUCAGUGCAGGUUAGCAGGUUUUUGAAUCACACAGCUAGUUUGGGUUCUUGACCCAGCUCCGGUGCUUGUUGGCUGAGUUAUUGCUUUGUAUAUUUAUUCUUGAAUGUUUUUUAAGUCUAACCUUUUUCCAGUGACUUUUUAUCACCUGCUUCCUCUUGAAGUGGCACGUGUAUAUUUUCUGCUGUUGUCAAAUGUCUGUAUUUGCACUGAUGCUUUUAAGCAAAGUUCUUUAAUUGAUUGACACAAUAAAUCACAGUUAGUCUAGUUAGAAAUAGGGCCCAUCCAACUUAAAUGUGGACUUAAAUCAUAAGAACAUUACUGCAGUAUAUACUGAAACAGAUGGUUUCUAUUAUUGCACAGUAUUAACAUUUUCAUAUUCAAAAACAACUUCAGAUGUGUUUCCCCAUUUGUCCAGCAGAGCUCACUCUGACUCCAAAGAGCAUUCAUUGCAGGCACAGACACACACUGCCUUUUAACAACCUGUGUGUCUACUUUCCAACACACUCACUCUGUGUUUCUGCUUGUGUUCACAACAGAUAGAAAACUGUAACUAUGCUGUGGAGUUGGGUAAGAGCAAGGCUGGUUUCUCACUGGUGGGGAUCGCUGGACAGGACCUCUACGACGGGAAUGCAACCCUAACUCUGGCGCUAGUGUGGCAACUGAUGAGGAGGUGAUUGAGGCCUGAAGAGAGAAAAAUAAGAAUAAAAAUAGACUCAGUCCAAGGAUAUGAAGUCAUUUUACAAUUGAAAACAGGAAGAAGUAUAAAGUAUAUAUGAAUAUAGAAUAUGAUGUUUUUUAAUAGUUUGUUCCUAAAUCUGUUGGAUUCACCUGCAGGUACACUUUAAAUGUCCUGGAGAACCUUGGAAAUAAAGAAGGAGAAGUUGCAGGAGAUGACCUGAUCAUUUCAUGGGUCAACAAGACUCUGAGUGAGGCCAACAAGAGUUCCUCCAUCAAAAGCUUCAGGGUGAGUUUCCCACAGCGCUGGUAGGACUCAGUAAGGUUUACAUCACAACAUAUAUGCUGUUUCACUUCAUUAUUCUGUCUGUUAUGAAGGAUAUAAUAUGAUGGUUUUUGUACAUCUCAGGAUUUGGAUGUCUGUGUUUGAUUUAAACAGUAUAAAGUAGAAAAACAAUAAACAGUUUCUCACAGUAUGAGUGAGGAUUUCUAUAAUUAGUCCACUCUAGUAUCAGGACUGUUUUAGACUCUUCCUAACAUAAAUCCCUGUUUGAGCACUUCUGUGUGUGUACACAUGUAAGGUUUGCGUGUAUUCUUCUGUUCAGGACAAAUCAAUCGGCACCAGUCUUCCAGUCCUGGAGUUGAUUGAUUCCAUUCAGCCACAGAGUGUGAACUUUGAGUUGGUCAAAACAGAGAAUCUGACGGAUGAAGACAAACUGGACAAUGCCAAGUAAUGACCAACUGUCUUUAUGUUUAUUCAUGGUAGUUGCUCUGUUAAAGUGUUUGUUGAGGGAAAUCUUUGGCUUAGACAAGUUUCGUACUCAUGAAAACUUUGUAUUUUGAAGACAAAUUAUAGGACUUAAAGUUUCAUAUCAGACUUACGGAAUAGGAUCACAGCCACUGAAAAAAAGGUCAGGUAUAAUUAUAAAAAAUAUACAUUAUUCUUAGAAAAAAUAUCAGAAUUCUGAGCUUUUUGUCAGAAUAAUAAUAAAAAAAAAAUAUAUCUGACCUUUUUUCAGUGGCCCUAAUCCUCUUCUGUACAGAUUUAAUUCAGAUUUGGUACCACUGUAAUUAAUGAGACCCUUAUCCAUACAUCUGUUGGCUUAUAUAAACACUGAUGUUGGCUCUUUAUAGAUUCUUUUAAUCUGUGUAUUUGCCCUUUUUUUUUUUACACAAUUUGAAAUAUAAAUAUAUUUGCCUCUAAAAUGUUUCUGAUAAGUAUUGGUCUCACUUACAGUCUAGGAUAUUAAACUCUUAGUACCUGUAAAAAAACUGUCCUCAAAAGUAAAGUGUUUCCUGUUCAAAUAGGUGACUAAAACUGAUGAUUGACACAGCUGUAAUACAUACGCUCAGUGAUUCUAAUUAUGACCCUGCCUUUCCUCAGGUAUGCUGUUUCUAUGGCGAGGAAGAUCGGGGCAAAGGUCUACGCUCUGCCAGAGGACCUGGUAGAGAUCAACCAAAAGAUGGUGAUGACUAUUUUCGCCUGUCUGAUGGGGAGAGGCAUGAACAGAGUUUAAAGGAGAGGCAGGAACAAAUACCCAGACACACACAGACACACACUCUGCCCUGUUUUACAUCUGUUAGAUAGAGGGCGCUGGGAGAGAGUGAACGUGGCUGUAUCACCCUGCAGUUUUUCUGCUUUGGGACACACAGAAGUGUCGCUUCAUUGUGUCUACAAUGGGUUCAACUUAAAGAAAACAGAAAUGAACAAUUGUUCAAAACAACACAAACAAUAAUGCAGAGAAAGUCUAAUUCAAGAUGAUCAGGCUGUGUACUCUGAGGUGAGACUUCCAGGAAGUCUACACCGAACAUUGGUUUUGGUUUAAUGUUGGUUUUAUUCUGGACUUCAGUUUUUACAUCAAGAAACGAAAGGGUGAAAUAAUAAACAGUGUAAUAAUAAAAACGACUGUAAGUGAUAGUCCAAACUCUUUCCUGAGGGAAAAGCCUGUUGCAGGGAAAUAAAAUGUUUCCUACUGUAAAUUCAAAGGCUUUGAUUCUCGGUUAACAUGAGCAUGAAACCUUUAAAUUCAGGAUCAAAAAUGAAGAUUUUUGUAGCUUCUCCUUUAAUCUAAAACAGUAAAUAAAUCUCUGUUCAGUUACUGCUGUCUUACCUCAACAGUCUUCUUCUCUCCUGUGUGGCGUUUCUGACAUUUUAUCAGCUGCAUCGCCUCAGACCCUCUCAUGUGUCUCUCUAAAAUGCUGUAUUGUUCAAUGUGCCAGCUGUUCACUGUAAUAGAGUAGAUUUUUCUGCAGAUGUUUUCUUUGCUGAAAACCUUCAGGCCUUUUUCAUACAAGACCAAAGCUGUGCUCUAUCAAAGGUUUCGUACUUGAACCUUUUAACCAGAUGUCCUUAGUUUUCCAUGUUUUUACUCACCUCAUUGAAAGGCAGAAAGGCAUUUUUUUACAUUUAAAGGGGGCUCUCACCAGGGAGAUUUAAAGAAACUAUAUGAGGGAUUUGUUUUUGUAGUUUUUAUGGGUUAUGUUUAAGGGCUUUUAAAAAACUGACCACACUACUUCAAAGCCAUUCACUGUUUUGGCCCUUAAUAAUACUGUUUAAUUUCAAUUUUUUUUACACUAUAGAUGAAUGGUAAACAAGAAUUUGUACCCCUUAAUCUCCAGGCUGAUAUCCAUAACAAUAAUUUGAUUAAUUUACAUUUAUUCAAUAAACAAUCCUACAUUUGAGGUUUCAUGUAAAAUGUCUUUUGAUUUCGAACAAGAACACAAUGUAAUAUUCUUUUUUUUAACCUGAAGAACAUAUCCUGAGACUUAUGCUAAGUAUCCGAACACUAAUCUGUGAUAGUAAAUACCUGAAGAACAGUCUCUCAGAGUGUCGUGAUUUAACACUGACUGUCAUAGACUUCUAAUGUAGAUCUGACCGAGUCCUUAAACCUGUUGAACUCUUACUCAAGUUUGUCUUAAUGCUGCAUUUUUUAAAGCUUUUACUACCCAAACAUUUCCCAGUUGAGCACUUUGAAUGCCACUGUGGGCCAAAUGUGGUUUCACUUAAAGCCAUACUUCCCAAACUUCCUGUGUAAAGUCACAUCAAUGAUGUUGAAUAAAAAGAUCCAUUCCCUCAGUUUAACA
This is a messenger RNA of Xyrichtys novacula (pearly razorfish), 15917 nucleotides long. The record is from the annotation of a GenBank genome assembly. NCBI's taxonomy places the organism in Eukaryota, Metazoa, Chordata, Actinopteri, Labriformes, Labridae.